Molecule: messenger RNA, 4022 nt
Organism: Mizuhopecten yessoensis (Yesso scallop)
Lineage: Eukaryota; Metazoa; Mollusca; Bivalvia; Pectinida; Pectinidae
Product: 2-oxoisovalerate dehydrogenase subunit alpha, mitochondrial-like
Exons: 9
Coding region: 21-1328 (435 amino acids)
Biological process (GO): branched-chain amino acid catabolic process
Molecular function (GO): oxidoreductase activity, acting on the aldehyde or oxo group of donors, disulfide as acceptor
Source: RefSeq, a predicted model, not a curated record
CACAUUCCGUCAUCUGCAAAAUGGCAACAACAAGGUGCUUCGGAGGUCUCUAUCGGUGUUUAACGAAAGUUCCGCGAUCCACGCGAUCUAUCAGAUGCAUACAUUCGGCUGCUGUUUUGAGGACUUCGGAAAAUGAUAGACCUAAUUUUCCAGGGUCUCGAUCAAAAUUUAUUCACAAGUGUGAGUUCAUUGUCCCAGAAAAUGCUGAAGGCAUCCCUGUCUACAGAGUGUUGAGAAAUGGAGAUAUUAUUUCUGAAUCAGAAGAUCCAAAACUGGAUAAAGACACAGUUGUGAAGAUGUACAAAGAUAUGACGUUGUUAAACACAAUGGAUCACAUCCUGUACGAAUCUCAAAGACAAGGAAGAAUAUCUUUUUAUAUGACCAAUUACGGAGAAGAAGGUACUCACAUGGGAUCGGCAGCAGCUCUUGACCCCAAAGACUUAGUGUAUGGACAGUAUAGAGAAGCAGGUGUACUGGUGUGGAGGGGAUUCACCUUGGACCAAUUCAUGGAUCAGUGCUACGGCAACAUGUAUGAUAUGGGCAAAGGUCGCCAGAUGCCAGUGCAUUAUGGGUCAAGUGACCACCAUUUUGUUACAAUUUCAUCUCCAUUAGCAACUCAAAUGCCACAAGCAUCAGGAGCUGCCUAUGCCUUCAAGCGGGCCAAGAAUGGGUUGUGUGUGAUCUGUUACUUUGGGGAGGGAGCUGCAUCUGAGGGCGAUGCCCAUGCAGCGCUCAACUUUGCAGCGACAUUGGAUUGUCCCGUCAUCUUCUUCUGUCGUAACAAUGGGUAUGCCAUCUCUACUCCUGUUGAGGAUCAAUACCGAGGAGACGGUAUAGCAUCUCGGGGAGCUGGUUAUGGUAUGAUGACAAUCAGAGUGGAUGGAAAUGAUGUCUUUGCUGUGUACAAUGCCACGAAAGCUGCACGGGAAAUCUGUGUGAAUGAGAAUAAACCUGUCCUCAUAGAAGCCAUGACAUAUCGGGUUGGUCACCACAGUACUUCGGAUGACAGCUCAAUGUACCGGCAGCUGAACGAGGUCCAGUCGUGGGAUGUACAAAGCCCAAUCCUCCGUCUCCGACAGUAUCUUGACAAACAGGGCUGGUGGGAUGAUAAUCAGGAAAUCCAGUGGAAAGAACAGUCGAAAAAAGAUAUCAUGGAAGCAUUUGCCAAAGCAGAGAAAAGAAAAAGACCAAAUCCAGAAUUCUUGUUCACCGAUGUUUACGACGAUGUUCCCCCUCACUUACAAAAACAAAUGGAUGAAAUGAAACAGCAUGUCGCUAAAUACCCACAACACUAUCCUGUUGAUGCUCACAACAAGAUGAGUUCAUGAUCAUGGGAACGUGUGAAAAGUGUUUUGUGCCAACUUUAGGACUCACCUGUGCAUUCCAUUCACAUAUUGUAUAGCUAGGAAGCAGGCCCCCCCAGCAACACUUCGCACUGUGGCAGGAUGGCUUUGGAGUAGAGAGCUUGUGAUUUGAAUAUUUUUCAUUUAGACUAAUAGCAGGCAACAUAAAUCUGUAGACUGGAGACAUAUAACCAAGUGGGAAAACCAGUGUAUCAACGUUCUGUUUUAGUCUACUUUUGGUUAACAUUACAGAUCUCUUUGUGAACACAUAUCCUAGAAAGUUUCAUAUACCUGGUAAUAAUAUGCCCUGUUAACUCUGGCUCCUUUGUUGAGUAUAAGAAAUAUAGUUGUGAUAUUAAUAGAAAUAAUAUGUAUAUUUAUCAUGGAGAUUGAUAUAGACCUGGUAGAUGAAAUCAAUUAUUUCAACCAGGAAUCUUCAGAGCAUUUUGGGAUUUCCAAAAAGAAAUCUAUUUAUUUGUAUUGUGAGGGUUUGGUUUGCUUGACCAUAUAUGUAUUUUUCUCCUAUUUUACAUUGUUACUUAGACUGUUGUAUAAUUAGACAGAUUUAUUUUUUUACAUAUAAGGUACCUUAAGGUCAUAUGCUACUUAACACUUGACGUGAUGUUUUGUGUUUGUUAUCUUCCUUAGAAACUCUUCAUUAUCAUAAUCCGCACUUGUGUUAUAGAAGACAACCUUAUUAAAUGUUAAAGGUAUUUUUAGUGUGGAACUCUUUUGUAAAGAAAAUGCAAUUGUAACAUUAACAAAAGAUAGCAUAUGUCCUUAAGUUUAUUUAAGAAAUUAAGCAUAUCAUUUUAUAAAUGUGUAAGAGAUUUUAGUGCUUGAAAUCUUGAUUCAAAACAAUUUCAGUCGUCUUAAACAUGUAGGUUGUAAUUUGGUGAUUUAACUUGUCCAUGAAUCAGAUACCCUAAGAAAUGAAACAUAUUGUUUGAUUUAGAUGGCAUGUCAGAAAACACAGUUUUUAUAACAAACAGGAUUGCAUUUUGUAUAUUGGAUAUGACAGAAUGUCAGAAUACUCAGGGUCAGAUAAGACAGUUUGCUCUUUCCAAACUGUUUUACUCCAAAGUCAGUGAAUCCAGAACAUCUUACAACACUCUAACAGGUAUCUUGUUUAUCUAUGUGGUCCCUAUUGUUUGCCCUAUUACAACAUCCAAAUAUUCUUUCCUUGGGCCUAACAACAAAUCAGAAUGUUAAGUGGGUGUUGUUGUGCUUGUAAUCAGAUGUCAUUUCUAUGUAUAGUAGUCCCCCAUUAUACUCGCAACUUGUGUCCCGUGCCAAUUUGGCUGUAUAAAUUAAGGGAGUGGUGAUAAACAAGGUUUCAGCACAACAGCCGAAUGUAUGACACAUGUGCAGUAAAGUGUACACAAAUAUCUGAAACAAACACUGCAUAUACAUACACAUAAAAUUAUUUUGAAAUGAAUGAAAACAGAUUAUUUUAAUCAAUUGUAGCUUUUUAAGAGUUUUUAGUUAAAAAAUUACAACUAUAAUUUACAUUUGUAUAAUUCACUGAUUUGUAACACAGUAAUUAUUAUAACGGAUUCGGAGCACAGACACAUAUUUUUGUUACAGGAUUUGAUAAUAUUUUGUACAUAUUGAAAAAAAUGAAUGAUUUAACUUUAUAUUCUGUAUCUUUAGUAAAACAAUAUGGCUAUGAAGAAAAUGAAUGUGUUUCUCAGGCCAAAAGUGUAUUACCAUAUUCAUAUAAUAUUACAAGUGUAUUUGGUGUUAUAGUUGUAGAUUUAGCUAAAUAAUUGAAAUCUAUAUAUGAGCCAUGUUUUGAAGAAUGGAAGAUUUUAGUGUGGAGAUAUACAAUAUACACUGUACCUGUAAUUGAACAGGUAGAAAUGUUAAUUACUAAAAUAAUGGGGCAGUGAAACCUGCUAUUAAUAGUUUAGGUUGUCAACAUGGAUGUUAGGGUCAUCCUCGAUAAAUAUGUCAAAUAGUGUGUGAUUUUCUUCAGUUGUCAACCUGAAUGUCAUGAUCUGAAAAGAGUUAUUUAAUCUAUAACACUAUACUAGUACACAUUUGAUAUAGUGCCCUAUUUAGCUAGGAUACCACUCUGAGGUCCUUAAAAUACAUAUACAAUCAAUACAGUAAUCAGUACAUUUAGAAGAGGUACCAUAUUAGGCGCCAACUCCUUGUUCCCCUCUAUGUGUGUGUGCUCACAUUUAGACAGGAGGCAUGUUUGUGUUUCAGGCGAAACCAUACUCCCAACGAUAUCUUUCUUCCAUAGCAUCGUGUCUUCCAUGUUUUAUAUUACAGACACCGUAGCACACACCCCAGUUUAUUUUAUACUGCACCUGAGUUAUUGGAAAAUGUAAUGCUAUGAAGGGUUUGGGGAUAAAACAUGAAGGGUUUGGGGAUAAAACCCUUGCUUUCGGUGUGGGAGGCUGGAUGAAGUGUAAUGCUAUGAAGGGUUUGGGGAUACGUCAUGUAAACCUGUUCCAUUAUAUAUGUAGAAGAUCUUCCUCUGAAAAUGUACUGCUAUGAAGGGUUUGGGGAUAAAACAUGAAGGGUUUGGGGAUAAAACCCUUGCUUUCGGUGUGGGAGGCUAGAUGAAGUGUUAUGCUAUGAAGGGUUUGGGGAUACGUCAUGUAUACCUGUUCCAUUACAUAUGAAGAAGAUCUUCCUCUGAAAAUGUAAUGCUGUGAAGGGUUUGGG